Messenger RNA from Pecten maximus, 606 nucleotides. RefSeq names its product D-galactoside-specific lectin-like. The coding region runs from base 91 to 573 and encodes 160 amino acids. The transcript has 3 exons. The record is from RefSeq and is a predicted model, not a curated record. NCBI's taxonomy places the organism in Eukaryota, Metazoa, Mollusca, Bivalvia, Pectinida, Pectinidae. Gene Ontology annotation, molecular function: carbohydrate binding.
CCCGUCUAUCGCUCCCAUGGUGUGAAUGUUGUUGUAUACAUCUGUCCUUACGAGUACCCGUCGGGUGGGCUGGUAGCAGCGGUGUAAACAAUGAUGUUAAUCAUAGCACUGACCAUAUCAUUCCUCUCGGAGGUAGCAGGACAAGGUAUACCCCGUGGGGAGAUGCUCCUGUGUGAGGGGGACCAGGGCCGGAUAGAGUGUGGACCUAACGAAGUCAUCUUCAUCUACAGUGCGUUUUACGGACGUAUCAACAAGAAUAUCUGUGACAAUGGUGAAAUAUACACGGACAAAUGUCUCGCUUCGCACGUGACCCAGAAAGUGAAGGAUAUCUGUGACAGAAGGUCGUUUUGUAGGAUAAAUGCUGUCAGUGAAAUAUAUGGGGAUCCGUGCCCUGGAACAUACAAAUAUUUCAGAGUGAGAUUCGUAUGUGAUGGAGAAAAAGGAACUACGACUUCCCCACAAUUACUUUCACCAAGGAACAAUAGCUUUAAUGACCAUUUGUCUUCUUAUAAACAUGAUGCAACAUUUCCCCGACUGUAUUUCUCACAAAAAUAUCAUGAUGUUACAUUUUGAUUUUGUUUUGAAUAAAUACAUAUUUUAAAUAAA